This is a messenger RNA of Etheostoma cragini (Arkansas darter), 1870 nucleotides long. Its product is annotated as ADP-ribosyl cyclase/cyclic ADP-ribose hydrolase 1-like. Gene Ontology annotation, cellular component: plasma membrane. The coding region runs from base 103 to 939 and encodes 278 amino acids. NCBI's taxonomy places the organism in Eukaryota, Metazoa, Chordata, Actinopteri, Perciformes, Percidae. The record is from RefSeq and is a predicted model, not a curated record. The transcript is spliced from 8 exons. Gene Ontology annotation, biological process: positive regulation of B cell proliferation. Gene Ontology annotation, molecular function: NAD+ nucleosidase activity; phosphorus-oxygen lyase activity.
CGAGCACGGUGAGUGACCUCCUCCUUAAAUAGAAGCCCGAGCGCAAGCGACGUAAAACAAGAGUUUGACAGCCGAACUUCGACUGUAAUAUCUCGCAUUCAAAUGGAUCCUGAAGCGUGUCGCCCUGAGGAGAAGAGCCGGAGGAGACGCGGUGUUAUUUUAGGUGUCGUCGCGGGGCUCCUUCUGAUUGUUGUCGCCGUUGUGUUGGGACUGACGCUCCGGCCGGACACAGCAACCAACACAGACCCACUGAAGACAACCUUUAUUAGAAGGUGCGAGGAGUUCAAACGAUACGACUGUGAAAAGCUGUGGGGUGCAUUUGAACAAGCCUACGUAGGGCGGGACCCUUGUGAAGUUCCCAGGGAAGCCUAUGACCCUUUCAUUGCUGCAGCCGACUUCAAACCUGCAUGCAACAGCCUGAUGUUCUGGAGCAAAACGAAGGAUGUGGUCCAUAACUUCACUAAGAAUAGAGAUUGUUAUCUCACGGUGGAGGACACUGUGUUGGGAUCUUUGCUGAAUGGUCUGACCUGGUGUGGAAAGAAGGGCAGCAAUGAAACAUUCACUACCAACUGCAAAGGAUGGAGAGACUGUGAAAACAACACUGUUGGCUCAUUCUGGAACAGAGUCUCAGCUGCUUUUGCAGAUGCUGCCUGUGGUGAUGUCACAGCAAUGCUUAACGGAACCAUCGCCACACCAUUCAGUCCUACAAGUGUUUUUGCGAGCAUCGAGGUGAAGAAGUUCGACUCCUCCAGGGUGAAAAGCCUGAAUGUUGUUCUGGUUACAGAGAAGAGCGCUGUGACAAACUGCACAAAUACAUCUUUAAAGGAUUUACAGAAAGAGCUGAAACAAGGAAUUAAAUAUAACUGCAUGGAAGUGACUGAAGCUCAGAUCAAGGAGUGUAGCUCCAAUCCUAAAAUAUCCUGUGAAGACUGUUGGUGAAGACGUGUAGGUGUGAACUAAUGUCAGAUUAUAUGAGACACAAUAAUAAUCACAUGUUAAAAAAGAACGAGGAAGAAAUAAUAUGCUAUGCAAUAUUUUCUUUUUGUACCUGUUGGCCAGUUUGACUUACUGUGAAAUGCUUUUUAUCUUGAGCUUUCUAUUGAAUCCAAAAGAUCCCUGGUAACGUGCCAUGUACUGCAUGAUAAAGUACCAGUGCUGCUAUCUAGUUAUAUUCAACUGACUGACCAUCACUCCCACCGGCUGGCAGAAUGAAAUGUUUUUAAAUAUAAUGGAAAAUAUUAGGUUGUAAAAAUUGUCUUUGGAUUCUCAAAGAGUGAUUGUCUUGGUGAAAUAAUGUUGAUGUUACAUAUUUUUUAUUUUGUUUUUGGUUUACAGCUUAAAAAAUCUGUCCUUUUGACACUUUAUUACCAUCUUACAUAACUUAUUAAUUAUUAAGUAGUUAAUUUCCCAGGUAUCCAAGUUAUGUAUUUCUACAACAACAACACCACUGAGGGUUCCAUAUUCAAGGAUUGCACGUUAUGUAACACUCUUUCUACCAACUUAAUUGAUUAUUGACUAAAAAAUAUUAAGACGAUACUAGUAUACAUGAUUCUGUUUUUAUUUUGUAUUUUUGCCAUUUUGCCAGUUCUUGGGUUUCAAAUAGAACAUCAUGUCACUGCGCUCCCAAAUGUUUGGAUAUUGGCCCCGCUUCUAUUCUUGGUGGGAUUUUAAUGACAGAAAAACAGCACAUGCAUGUUGCUUUCUUUAUCCAUUUGUUAGUUGUAGCAGUGUCCUGCUACGUCAUGAACUACUACAACUAUUUCUAGUCUCUGUUCCAUUAUCUUUAUUGUUAUUGCCACUGUUCAUCUCACCCCCACUGACACCAUCAGACACCACCUACCAAGAGCCUGGGUCUGUCUCAGGUUUCUCC